Molecule: messenger RNA, 2114 nt
Organism: Coffea eugenioides
Lineage: Eukaryota; Viridiplantae; Streptophyta; Magnoliopsida; Gentianales; Rubiaceae
Exons: 13
Coding region: 100-1770 (556 amino acids)
Molecular function (GO): oxidoreductase activity
Source: RefSeq, a predicted model, not a curated record
AAGCGAUUGAUUUGUGGCCAGGACAGAGGUGCAGAAGAAGAAGAGGCAGUUGAAUACCGUUAGUCUUUUGCAGAUUAGAGGAAUUAGAAGAAAGAAAAGAUGUUGGGGGGUAGCUGGAGGUUCUCCUUCACAAUCACAAUCGCACCACCUUGUUUCUCAAAUAAACGUAAAUAUAGUGCUGCUGCUACUACCACCACCACUAGUGGAUAUGGAUUUUACUGCAGAGCCCUGGAGGAUCAACAGCAGACUCAGCUCACUUCUACUACCCUCAGUGGAAGUCAGAACAAGAAAAAAGUAGUGAUCGUGGGUUCUGGCUGGGCUGGUCUGGCCGCUGCUCACCAUCUCUGCAAACAGGCGUUGGAUGUGACGGUUCUUGAAGGUGGCUACGAAUUUGGGCCCAAAAAUAGAACUCUUGCUCCAGAUGAUGUUGGCAUUCGAGGCUUCUGGUAUCCCUACAAAAAUAUUUUUAAUCUAGUUGAUGAGCUGGACAUUAAGCCUUUCACAAAGUGGACGACCUCCGCAGUAUAUUCUGGAGACGGAUUGGAGGUCAAAUUUCCUCUAUUUCAAGAGGUACCUCAACUGCCAACACCAUUUGGGACAUUGUUAUAUACUCAGCUUGCUCGACUGUCAAGGGUGGACAUGUUGACAUCUCUUCCUCUAAUGGCUGCUGUGAUUGAUUUCGACAACACUGACGCUGCCUGGGAAAACUACGACCCAAUUACUGCAAGGGAGCUCUUUCGACAAUUUGGCUGCUCAGAGAGGCUGUAUCGCUAUGUGCUUGAUCCACUGCUACAAGUGGGAUUGUUUGCUCCUGCAGAGCGAUGUAGUGCUGCAGCGACUCUGGCAAUACUUUACUAUUUUGUCCUUGCUCAGCAGAGACAUUUUGACUUGGUAUUGUGUCGAGGGACAGUCAAGGAUAAGAUUUUUGGUCCAUGGAUGGAUUCACUUAAAUCCCAAGGCUGUAAAUUCCUGACGGGAAGAAAGGUUACGGAUAUAACUAUUGAUGAAGAGACAGGUUGCAUAUCUGAGGUCGUUUGUGGGAAAGAAAGUUUGAAAGCUGAUGCUGUAAUUUUUGCUAUUGGAAUCUCCACUAUGCAGGAAAUAAUUGAAAACAGUGCAGCAUUAUGUACAAGGGAAGAGUUUCUGAAAGUUUUAAACUUGGACAGCAUUGAUAUCCUCACUGUGAAGCUGCAAUUGGACAGAAAGGUUAGCAUACCAAAUGCAAGCAAUGUGUCCUCCAGAUUUGAUGAUUCAACUGGGUGGACCUUUUUCAACCUGAACAUGAUUUACGAUGAGCAUAAUGACGAUUUAGGAACAGUUGUUCAAGCUGAUUUUUAUCACGCCAAUGAUCUGUUGCCUCUCAAGGAUGAAAUAAUAGUCAAGAGAGUAAUGUCUUGCCUUUCAAAGUGCAUUGGCGAUUUUGAGAAGGCUGUGGUGGUUGAUAAAGAUAUUGAAAGAUUUCCCAAGUACUUGCCACACUUCUUUCCAGGUUCUUACAAGUACAUGAUGCGUGGUUCUACAUCGUUCCCAAAUCUGUUCAUGGCUGGAGACUGGAUCAUAAGCCGUCAUGGUUCAUGGUCACAGGAGAAAUCUUUUGUUACGGGACUCGAGGCAGCUAACAGGGUGGUGGACUAUCUUGAGGUGGGAACUUUUGCUAAAAUAAUACCUGUGGAAGAGGAUGAGCCUCACAUUCAAGCUUUUCGGAGUCUAAACAGGAACCUUGAUGAAUUGAGGGGGCAGCUUCCAUGGUCAGACUAUUUUCUACAAUGAUGCAGUUCUGUCUUCUGAUUGAUGUUCAGCAUUUGUUGCGCGGUUUGGAAUAUUCCUUGCUGAACAGUAUUAAAUAGAUGCUCUCAGAUCCCAACAAUUGUGGUGUGGUGUGGUGUUAGGAGAGGUGGAAUUCCAUAGAAACAGGAAACAAUACAACAGUCUCAUAUGUUUCCGCUUUACCUCUUUGAUCUGUCAAAAAUGCGGAUCAAGACUGGAAAAUGUUCUACUAGUUGCUAGGUGUAUCAUGAGCUUCACGAGAUUAGCAAUCUUUUGAUGGAGGACUGUAAAAAUUGACUUCAUCAGCUUGAUUCAAUUACUGCAUUUUGAUCCAUCUAUUGCAGUCA